This is a messenger RNA of Tuber aestivum (summer truffle), 2429 nucleotides long. NCBI's taxonomy places the organism in Eukaryota, Fungi, Ascomycota, Pezizomycetes, Pezizales, Tuberaceae. The record is from the annotation of a GenBank genome assembly.
CCGGGUGCAAGGUUGUAUGGUACAGUACUGUAUUAUGCUCGAGCAAGUUCGUGUCCCCCCCCAUGGGGAUCGUCCCUCAAAACGAACAAAUGGUGGCAAAAAUGGGGAGAAAGAGGAAAAAAACCUCGUUAAACGCCCAGAAGGAAAGCAAAACGGGAGUGCUAGCCGAGUAACCCCGGGAUUUCCCCAACCCCUCCAGAGCCCCCCAUUUGGGGCGAGGCCUACCGUACCUGCCCGAAGCACUUUUCCCACCGACUAGCAGCAACAUGUGGGAGGGAGGGUAUGUGUCAAUGACGUGAGCGGGGCUGGUUUCCUAAUCCUACCAGGGAAAAAAGAGGAAAAGGCAUGCGCCGGACAACUUUGGCAGCCAAUUCUGGUGCCGGUGUGAGGGACAUUUUAGGGACCUUGCAUUCUGCGGAUCGAGGUACUUGUGUUCAACUCGCAGUCUUCUCGCCCCCUCGUAUUUAAAGACCACUGUGCGCUGGACUCUGCAAUCGAUUUUGGCGGAUAGAUAGAGUGGGCACAGGGCGAUAGACGGCAUGAUGAGGGCCUUAGGACUUCGCGGGGAGCGACUUGGCUUCGCCGUUUCGUUCAUCUGCACCACUGGUUUCUUGCUCUUUGGAUACGAUCAAGGUUGGUUUUGCUUUCCCGCAUGUUUGCUCACCGAGGCUAAUGAACGGAAAAAACCGAACUAGGCGUCAUGAGCGGGAUCAUCACAUCCCCGGAGUUCAACUCUGCCAUUCCGGAAACGAAGGGCAAUUCCACCAUGCAAGGGUUUGUUACCUCGAUCUACGAGGUUGGCUGUUUAUUUGGGGCUGUGGUCGUCCUGUUCACGGGAGAGGCCAUGGGACGUCGGAAGGCGAUCAUCGCUGGGGCUUCGAUCAUGAUUCUUGGUGUGAUUAUUCAGGUUACAGCUUAUGUCGGACAUCAAUCAUUGGUAAAUUUACUACCACCACCACCGCUGUCACCUUAUAUUGUCCAUGGCUACUAAAAACUAUCAGGCGCAAUUUGUUAUCGGCAGGAUAGUAACCGGAAUCGGCAAUGGUAUGAACACCAGCAGUAUUCCAACAUACCAAGCCGAGUGCGCAAAAACCAAGAACAGAGGACUUUUGAUCUGCAUCGAGGGAGGGUCAAUCGCGUUUGGGACCUGUAAGUUUUGUAUCCUGUCGUGACCCUACCCGGGGCUAACGGACGGCAGUGAUAAGCUAUUGGCUCAACUACGGCGUCAGCUUCGCCGGCGGCGACCUAGUCUGGCGUUUCCCCAUUUCCUUCCAAGUGGUUUUUGCCCUGAUCAUCAUCGCCGGCAUGAUGGUACUCCCUGAAUCCCCCCGUUGGUAUGUGUUCCCCAUUCAACCCCGCCCUGGCCCUCCCUAUAACCUAAGGUUCACACUUUAUAGGCUCCUCUCGAAAGACCGCGACGAAGAGGGCACUUUUGUAAUCGCCGCCCUCAACGGCGAAGCCAUCGAUUCCCCAAAAACCCAACUCGAAAAGCGCGUAAUUCUCGACUCAAUGAUGGCAACCGGCGAAAUCGGCAACAAGUCCUCUUUCCGCGAUCUCCUGACAAACGGAAAAACCCAACACCUGCGCCGUGUAAUACUGGGUGCAAGCUCCCAACUCAUGCAGCAGAUUGGCGGGUGCAACGCCGUGAUCUAUUACUUUCCCAUUCUCUUCGAAUCUAGCAUUGGCCAGAGCCGGAACAUGUCUCUAAUCAUGGGCGGUGUGAACAUGGUCGUUUACGCAAUCUUCGCGACGACAUCAUGGUUUAUUAUCGAGAGGGCUGGCCGGCGAAAGUUGUUCCUAUGGGGAACUAUCGGGCAAAUGAGCGCCAUGGCAAUUACCUUUAUAUGCUUGAUCCCGGGAACGCAGACUGCGGCUAGGGGCGCCGCUGUGGGGUUGUUCUUGUAUAUUGCAUCCUUUGGAGCGACUUGGCUGCCACUGCCAUGGUUGUAUCCUGCUGAGGUUAACCCGCUGAGGACGAGAGGGAAGGCGAACGCAGUGUCGACCAUCACGAACUGGCUAUUCAAUUUCGUGGUCGUGAUGAUCACCCCGGUGAUGAUUGACAGGAUUGGCUGGGGAACUUACUUGUUCUUUGCUGUUGUUAAUGCUUGCUUUUUGCCGUUCAUGUGCGCCCUUCCUUUCUUCCGUACUUACUUCCCGCGUUGCUUGAGAGCGGUCGAUGGCUGACUCCCUGGCGAUGGAACAGCUACUUCUUCUACCCAGAAACCCGCCUCCGUUCCCUCGAAGAGAUCGACUUCAUCUUCGCAAAGGGUUACGAAGAGAAGGUCUCGUACGUCAAGGCAGCAAAAGAACUUCCUCUACUCUCACCAGAGGAGAUCGAGGAGCACGCUAUCCGCUAUGGGUUUGCCUACGCCAGUGGGCCGGAGAAGCCUACGGAUUUGCUCAUCGGCGAGGACCGUAAGUCGGACUGA